Messenger RNA from Colossoma macropomum (tambaqui), 627 nucleotides. RefSeq names its product protein SREK1IP1-like. The transcript has 5 exons. The record is from RefSeq and is a predicted model, not a curated record. Lineage: Eukaryota; Metazoa; Chordata; Actinopteri; Characiformes; Serrasalmidae. Bases 107 to 517 code for a protein of 136 amino acids.
GAACCGGACUCACUAUUAACCGUUUAUGCCAGCCGGGAGAUUUUCUAAAAGAAGGGACAACCGAAAGCCUUAAGUGCUGCUUAUGUGAAGAUAAACAUCACGAAAGAUGUCUGUGUACAACACACGCAAAGGACGAGGCAACCCCAAGGAUGUGGAAGAGAGCAGUGAGAAUGUAGGAGGCAGUAAAAUCCAGCCAAUGAAGCAAGACCUGUUGGUUUGGAAGAAUAAAGCAGAACUGUUAGAAAGCAAGGUGAAGGAGCUGGAAGCACAUAAUGAUGAGCUUCGGCAGCAACUGGAGCAUCUCAGUGCACAAGGAGAUAAUCAGUAUAAACCCAAGAGCCUGGAGGAUUCAACUGAGAGUCUGGAGGACUCGAGUGAUGAUUCAUCCUCUUCUGAUGAGGAAGACUCAAGUGGGAAAGACUCGCACAAGAAAAAGAAGAGAACCAAGAUGAAGAAAAUGAAAUUCAAGAGGAAAAAGGAUAAGCAUAAAAGAAAGGAAAAGAACAGGAAUAAAUGAGCAAACAACAUUGAUGAUGUGGUGAAGCGUUAUCAGAGGCUGCUGAAACACACCAAAAAGGGACUAACCAUGACAAGAGCCUUCCAAAAGGAAAAAGUGUCCCGAAAUGC